This is a messenger RNA of Closterium sp. Naga37s-1, 1164 nucleotides long. The record is from the annotation of a GenBank genome assembly. NCBI's taxonomy places the organism in Eukaryota, Viridiplantae, Streptophyta, Zygnematophyceae, Desmidiales, Closteriaceae.
AUGGCGCGAAAAAAGUCCCGCUACGCCGUCUCGCCGGCUCUCAUAACCCUGUUACUGCAAGCGCUUGCAAUAACCCCCACGCUCGCUGGCCCCAAUACGCCAGCGGGAGCCGCGGCGCCGAUCGAUCUCGCAUUCCCUUUCAAACCCUCCUCCUCCGCCCCGCAGUUCAGCCCAGACACCCUCCCCGACCUUCCCGCCUCCCCGCAACCCACCAUUCCGCCGGUGGUAGCUCCCAAGCCCGUCACCGUUCCGCCGGUUCCCAAGCCCGCGACCGUUCCUUCCGCUCCAAGCGGAAGCCCCUCUGCGCCGACCGCCUCCCCCGGCUCUCCUGAUCCUUCCGCUUCCCGUACACCGAUAGAAGCUGGCAUUCCGGAUCCGAAUACUUUCGCCCGUCCUUUGCCCAAGGGUGCCGCGCCUGCUGUAGUGACGCCGGGUAAUGCAUGUCCCGCUUCCGACCUUGACGGUUACACCUUCUCGGCUCCCCUCAUUCCGGACCAGUUUGUCCUCCACUGGCGGUUGCGCGUGUCGGCGCUGGACAUAGCGGUGGAGGCGCGCCUGAGCAGCCAAAUCGACAACGGUUGGAUGGGCGUCGGCUGGUCGCUCAACGGCGCGAUGUCGCCUUCCGAUGCCGUCAUCGGCAAUCUCGAGGGUGGUGCGAUCCGCGCGUUCUCGCUGGGCGGGUACACUGCGGAUUCGGUAAACGCGACGAAUCAUAUUAGCCUCGGGGAUAAAGGAUCGACUUCGACGGCGUCGGGGUCUACAGUGUUCUGGUUCUCCCGGUCGCCAGGGGAUGGAGGCUCGGUGCCGAUCCAGUUGUCCGGCCCUAACUUCCUCAUCUGGGCCUAUUCUCGGGACAUGUUCCAGACCCUUGGUUACCACAGCACCCAUAGAGGAGUUUCUCAGGUGGACUUCUCGUGCAACACUGCACCCCAAGUGCUGCUGGGGGAGGGUAGCCCUGAGGACGACGACCAAGGGGAAUUUACCCCGGAUAAUCCUAUUGAUGUAACCCCUUCGGAUCCUCUGGGGGACGAUGGCAACGAUGAGAGCACGGGAAGCAGCGGUUCUGAAAGUGGUGACAGCAGUACAGGAGUCGUGCCUCGUGGUAACCAACCUGGCGGGGUGUUACGGAAAGUGUGGAAUGUGUUGUUCCCAUCAUUUGGCUAA